AUGUCGGAUAACCAAGGUGGCACCAAUCCCACAGGCAACGUCCUCGGCGGCAUCAGUGACACAGCCGGCAAAACCGUCGGCGGAGUGACCAAUACCGCCGGUGGUCUUCUCGGAAACCUAGGCAAGACUGUUGGCGACGCAACAUCGGGGCUGGGAAACACGGUAUCCAAUGUAUCUCAGGGACUUGGAAAUACCGCGUCGGGCGCUGGCGAGAACAUUCGUGGCGGACUAAGUAGCAUUGGUGGUGGUGGUUCUGGACAAGGAGGUGCUGGAGGCACGACGGGUGGUGGUCAGAAGCAGACUGCUGAGAAUCCAUUGGGAUUGAAUAAGUAG
Messenger RNA from Talaromyces rugulosus, 333 nucleotides. RefSeq lists its product as uncharacterized. The record is from RefSeq and is a predicted model, not a curated record. Bases 1 to 333 code for a protein of 110 amino acids. Lineage: Eukaryota; Fungi; Ascomycota; Eurotiomycetes; Eurotiales; Trichocomaceae. The transcript is spliced from 2 exons.